GGUGGCGUGAGGGCGUCCCUGGGUGGGGCGCUGACCCUGCUUGUGAGCCUCAGGUGAGCGGUACUUCGGGGACCUGGCCCGGGGCCCAGAGCCAGCCUGCACUGAGUCAGUCUCUGCUCCGCCAGGCUGGCCUGUUGGCCCUCCUCUCUCCUAUCUGCUGCUGGCCCCCAGCCCGGGAUCACCCUGCCCUGGAGCUGUGAAGACCUCUCUGCCCCCUGGGACCAGCGGGGAGCUGGAGGGGAGCGGGCGCUGGGGAGCCACCUGUGCUCGCAGCGCUGAGACAGCUGUCCCACCAGCAGAAUCAGAAAACAAAACAAAAUCCUCAGAAAGACGGGGUGCCAGUCCCCUUCACAUCACGUUACUCUCCUUAUAGGAUAGCAGGACCCAGUGACCACCAGACCACCUUAGACAACCCCCGGCAUGUGCCAGGGCCCAGCCCACAGAGCCACCUCCAGGCUCCAGCCUCACAGUGGGCAGGCCUCCUGCGGCCCCUCCCUGGCCAAGCCAGACCGGGGCCCGGCAGUCCUGCCGUGGCAUCACUGUGGACCUGCCCGUGCUCGGCGUGCCCCUGCUUUGCGGACCGAGGCAGGUGGCAGUCCUGGCUCAGAGAGGCCACGCACAGCACAUCACUGCGGAGGCCAGGGUCCCGAGAGUGAGCAGGUCGUGUGCACCCCAGUGGCUGGGUGUGCGCCUUGGUGUGGUCCCGGUCCCUGUGCAGUGAGGGAAGGGAGGGGCUGUGGCUCGCAGAAGCCAUCUUGGGGGAGGGGGGGAGGCUAGGACCCUGACUGGGCAGAAGGGAGAGGUUCAGGGACAGAACUGGGUUUGGCUGAGACAGCCGGGUGGCAGGAGUGGGGGUCCAAUGGAGGAACCCUGGGGUGCAGUCCUGUGGGAGAGGCAGGACAGGAGGUAGGACUGGCGCAGGCACCUUCUAUGGGUGCUGGUGCUGAGAGCAGCACAGGGAAGGGUGGGGAGGGUGGGAGGCGGCCAGACCAGCCAGUGAGAGUCUGGAGGCCGGCCUGGCAGAGACAGGAGGCAGAUGGGGGGUAGCCAGGUCAGGCAGCCCAGAGGGGGGCAGUGGGGGGAGAGGGAGCACGGAAGAGGGCGAUGCAGGGCCCAGAGGGGCCUAGAAGAGCCCAGUGGGCAGUGCAGUGAGGCAGGGGUGGGCAGCUCUGCCUGGGAGGUAUAACGAGGGACCCAGGGACGGGGUGUGGUGACAGGGCCAGCCUGGAGGAGAGGCCAUUGGGGUCCUUGCUGACCCUGACCCCUUGAGCUGAGGGGAUGCAGCAGGUGAUGGGGUCGCCAGAGGUUGGACUGUUAACUCUGCCAUUUAGGGAGAGCAUGGCCGCCUUCAGACUGAGAACUGCAGAACAUGGAGCGUCCAGCCCCACGAGGCAGGGGCCACCUUGUCCCUUCUCUCCUGCCUCUGAGAGGGACAGAAACGCAGAGGGCCCUUCCUGGAAUUCUGGUCUUUGCGCUGGCUGGAGUCCAAGUUCCUCUUUCUCAGGAAGGAAGUGAACAGAGAACCUGGUGACUUGAAAGACAGCCCAGCUCAGACCAUGUGGAGGGUGGCAGCCAAGCCAUUGUCCUCAGGCCCCCUCCCCGGACAGCUGGGGCCGGGGGAGGAGUCUUGUUCCCAGAUUCCUGCACUUGCAAAACCAGAGUGCGGAAGAGAAGUGGGGUAGCAACCACUGGGAAACAAGAUGGGGAGAGGCAGGGCUGGUCUCUGCGGCCUUGGGGCAGGCUUGGGGCUCAGGAGUGUCUCUGGGGUCACAGGUGCAGGAUGACAGGUAGGAGCAUCCUGCAGGAGUCUCCCAGUCCCUGGACAGGGCAGGAGCCCCCGCCGCCGUCCCCAGAACACCAGCUGCCCUGCCACCUGGGCAGGUGGACACUUCCCGACGUGACCGCGCUCUCCUGCCAGACCCAGUGCUGCUCUGCAGUUCUCGGGGUGCCAGUGGGUGCAGCCUCUGCUCUGCUUUGUCUGCACUGUGCAAGAGAAUGACCGAAAGUGGAGGAAAAGUGGGGCCUCUGAGCUCACGCCCAGCACUUGAAGCCCAGCACGUGACUGGUAGUUGACACGUAAGAGCUACUAGUAGCUCAUGAAGCAAAGUGUGUCAGUUCUGUGGCUGUGAUCUGCCCGUGAACAAAAACUCAGGCAGGUUUUUAACCUAAAGCCCAGCGCAGCCGACAGCUCAGACCCUCACAGCCCCCUUGGGCCUGGCGAGCCGCUGCACAAGCACGUGGGCCCAUGAAGGAAAAUUCUGAGCAGAUUUACUCCGUAUGACGCUUUCCCAAGAAUCAAGCCAUUCUUUGCCCAGGGCAGGCAACCCCUUGUGGCCGCUCUGCUCCCUCCUCCACCUCAGCUGCGUGUGCGCCCCUCUCUACCGCGGAGGGCCAACAGUUCCUAGUUCCUGCAGACACCUGCGCAGUAGGCGUCCUCCAGGCUGAACCUGUGGUCCACAGGAUGGGUCUGGACCCCAGGGAGGGGCAGGGGCAGCAGGGGACCUGCCUUCUUGCCACCAGUGGGUGGGGCCAUCCACCCUGUGUGCCAGCCCUUUCAGACUCAACCGUUACUGCCCAAAACUGGCUGUGAGCAGAGAGGGAGGGGCUGGGCAGGGGGUGAGGGGGAUGUCGUGAGGCUCCCACCCGCACGCGCGCACACUGGCUGGCUGCAGACAGACGGGGAGGCCAGGGGUGGCUCAGCUGCCGGGCUCCUUCUUGGCACCAGUUGUGGGGCACAGAGUGAGGCAGGGGAAGCGGAGGCCCUGAAAGCCAGGCUAGGACGGGAGAUGCUCGGGAGCGUAAGGUCAUGUGGAUGGGGCGGGACCCUCCUCAGGCUGCAGCUCCCACGCCCUCUGCCCAUGGAGGGGCUUUGAAAUGAGAAUGGGGGGAACGUCCAGGGCAGACCCCAGGGCCCACGGACACCCUGAGAGCUGGGUGAGGCCACAGCGGCGGGCUGGACGGAAGGCACUCACUCUGCGCUCUCCCCACAGCCCGCCAUGUGGAGCUGCGGCCCUCUCAACGGCACGGGCGGGGGUGAGGACCAGCUCCUGUGCCCGCACGUCCAGCGGGCCCUGUCCGCCCUGUCCCUGCUCCACCUGGUGGUCGGUGUCCCGGUGGGCCUGGGCUACAACGCGCUGCUGCUCGCGGUCAACCUGCAGGACCAGGGCAGCAUGACCAUGCCUGAUGUCUACUUCGCCAACAUGGCCGUGGCGGGCCUGGUCCUCAGCGCCCUGGCGCCCGUGCACCUGCUGGGCCCUGGUGCCUCCGGGUGGGCCCUGUGGGACCUGGGCAGCGCGGUCCACAUCACGCUGCUCGUGCUGUUCAACGUGUCCUCACUGGUGACCCUGUACUCCACUGCCCUGCUCAGCCUGGACUGCUACAUUGAGCGGGCCCUGCCGCGCACCUAUAUGUCCAGUGUCUACAACAGCAGGCACGUGUGUGGCUUCGUCUGGGGCGGGGCGCUGCUCACCAGCUUCUCCUCCCUGCUCUUCUACAUCUGCGGCCACGUGGCAGCCAGGCUCGCGGAAUGCGCCAGGAUGCAGGACACCGAGGCCGCCGACGCCAUCCUGGUGCUCACCGGGUACCUGGUGCCCGGCCUGGCCGUGCUCUAUGCACUCGUGCUCCUCUCACGAGUCCGGAAGGCGGACACGCCGCUUGACCAGGACGCGGGGUGGCUGGACCCCUCGGUGCACAGGCUCCUGGUGGCCACUGUGUGUGUGCAGUUUGGGCUCUGGACGCCUCACUACCUGACCCUCCUGGGGCACACGAUCCUGGCUGCGCGGGGCAAGCCCCUGGAUGGGCACCACCUGCGGAUGCUGCGCUUUGCCAAGGACCUGUCACGGUCCCUGGCCUUCGCCAGCAGCUCAGUGGUGCCGCUGCUUUACCGCUACAUCAACAGAAACUUCCCCGGCAAGCUCCGGCGGCUGCUGAAGAAGGUGCACCGUGGGCAGCAGGGCUGCGCCCUGGACCAGGCGGGGCCGCAGCAGGCGAUGGCGUAGACGGCCUGUCCAAGGACUGCGCACAGCUGGAGACUCAGUGCGGGGAGCGCACCACCCGUCUCAGGAGACCCCCAGGAGACGCGCUGAGAGAGAACCUAGAACAGCAGGGGGCGUGUUCCUUGAAGUUUUCUGUUUUCCCACAGAAGGCCAUGGCCCUUGGGUGGGGGUGAGCAGCGUCCAGGACGCCCCGCUGCUCCUGGGGUGUGUUUUCCUCCUGACACACACGGCUCGGGUCGGCGCCCUCGACAACCUGCUCGCCCUCAGCCUUACACAGGGCUUUCCAAUGAAGUGAUGAAAAUCUAAAGUCAGUAUUUAUACAUUGCAUUGUUCAAAUAUUUGAUUCCUCCCUCUUA
Vicugna pacos (alpaca) is the source of this 4351-nucleotide messenger RNA. NCBI's taxonomy places the organism in Eukaryota, Metazoa, Chordata, Mammalia, Artiodactyla, Camelidae. The record is from RefSeq and is a predicted model, not a curated record.